Molecule: messenger RNA, 1188 nt
Organism: Striga hermonthica
Lineage: Eukaryota; Viridiplantae; Streptophyta; Magnoliopsida; Lamiales; Orobanchaceae
Source: the annotation of a GenBank genome assembly
AUGAAGAAACAACAUUUUGUUUUUGAUAGUAGAGUACUUGGAGCAAAGAUGAAUCAGCUGCCGUUUAUGGGAGUUGUCUGUACAGUGAUGUUGUUCAUUAUAUAUAGGACCACAAAGUAUCAAUAUCAACAAACAGAGAUGGAAUCAAGAUUGUACCCCUUUUACACAUCAAAGGACUCAGGAGUGGAUUCUAGAAGUUUAGAUAGCUUGCCUCAUGGCAUCAUCGAAGCAAGGACAGACCUGGAGCUAAAGCCUUUGUGGACAGCAAGCAGCUCCAGGUCAAAGGCCAGUGCACAUAGGUCUUGUAAUUUGCUAGCAAUGCCUGUUGGAAUUAAGCAAAAGAAGAACGUAGAUACUGUUGUUCGAAAGUUUCUUUCAAAAAAUUUCACAAUAAUUUUGUUUCACUACGAUGGCAACUUGGAUGGGUGGUGGGACCUGGGGUGGAGUACAAGAGCCGUACAUAUAGUUGCUCACAACCAAACAAAGUGGUGGUUUGCCAAACGCUUCUUGCAUCCAGCAGUUGUUUCUAUUUAUGAUUAUAUAUUCUUGUGGGAUGAAGAUUUGGGGGUGAACCAUUUCCACCCUGGAAGGUAUUUGGAUAUUGUGAAAUCAGAAGGACUUGAAAUAUCUCAGCCAGCUUUGGACCCAAAUUCAACCGGUAUACAUCACAGAAUCACAGUAAGAAAUAGAGUGAAAAAAUUCCAUAGCAGAAGAGUGUAUGAUGACAGAGGUAGUAUAAGGUGCUCAGAUGACAGUGAGGGGCCGCCAUGCAGUGGUUUUGUGGAAGGUAUGGCUCCAGUAUUUUCAAGAUCGGCAUGGCAUUGUGCCUGGCAUUUAAUCCAGAAUGAUCUCGUUCAUGGAUGGGGAAUGGACAUGAAACUUGGCUAUUGUGCACAGGGGGAUCGCACAAAAAAAGUGGGAGUAGUUGAUAGCGAAUAUGUUGUUCAUCAGAGUAUACAAACAUUGGGUGGGGCAUCUGCUACAAAGGUACCGAAUCGUGAAGAGACUGCUAAGAGUCACGUCAUUGAUGUCAGAACAGAGAUCAGAAGGCAGUCAUCAAUAGAACUGAAAAAGUUCAAGGAACGAUGGGAAAGAGCGGUUAAGGAGGAUAAAAAUUGGGUGGAUCCAUUCCCGAAAACCUGGAGACGCAAGAUUUGGCCUAACCGUAGGCGUCAUUCUAAGGAUUAA